Culex pipiens pallens (northern house mosquito) is the source of this 2183-nucleotide messenger RNA. RefSeq names its product insulin-like growth factor-binding protein complex acid labile subunit. The record is from RefSeq and is a predicted model, not a curated record. Gene Ontology annotation, molecular function: protein binding. The transcript has 2 exons. Lineage: Eukaryota; Metazoa; Arthropoda; Insecta; Diptera; Culicidae. The coding region runs from base 42 to 1256 and encodes 404 amino acids.
UUAGCAUAUAGGCGAGUCAGUUGGUAAGAUCUGAUCUAACGAUGAACACGUACCGUUGGACGGUUACACUUUUGGCUUGCUUUUUGGCUCGCGGACUCGGACUCGGACAUGGAGAUCCCAUAGUGGAUUUGUGCAGGAAAAACAUUGCGGACGCCAAUCUGGAAGAGGCGCUUGGCAAUCUGACCAGGGACAAAAUCGUGAUCGAUCUGUGCGUUAACCAGCUGGAAAACAUUGAUCGAGAUGUCUUCCGGCGAUUCUAUCAAUUAGAAGGGAUGCUGUUAAACGACAAUCCGGACUUGGGGUUUCCUACGGAUGGAUCACCAUUCCUCGUAAUUAAAUCUCUGACAGAACUGCAGUGCGUGAAUUGUGGUGUUGAGAAAAUUUUAAAAGGAUCUCUGCAAGGUUUGCCCAAACUCGUGCGGAUCAUUUUGAACCACAAUCGCAUCACGGAUAUCGAAAAACUUGCUUUUCGGGAGAACUGUGAACUUCGACUGAUAGAUCUCAAGCACAAUUUGUUGGAAUGGCUGCCCAACGAACUGGUAGAAGGAUUAAGAAAUCUUGAACAGCUGGACCUCAGCUUCAACCGGAAACUCAACGUCGAUGGAGAUCAACCGUUUCUCUACAGUAGCACCUUGAAAGAGCUGAAAUGUGAGGGUUGUGGAUUCACCGUAAUCUAUGAACAAACGUUCGCCAAACUUCCAAAUCUUCGAAAGUUGGAUCUUAAAGAAAACUACAUCGAAUCGGUACAGAGCAAUGCCUUUCAACUUAUGUGCAAUCUCGAAAAGCUAUGGCUACAAAACAACCAACUUGUGAGCGUUUAUGCCGAGCUGCCAAAUAGUGAUAAGCUUCAGUUGUGCCUCGAGAACAACACAGAUCAGUUGUUGUGUGAAGUUCAAAAACUCGAACGCUGGCACAAAUUUCAAUGUCAAAUAGAAACAAAAACAGUAGUAGAUUGUGCCCAAUUUACCGAACCACCAACUGAGCCAACAACCCUUCAAACUGAAAUCUCCGUCUUCAGCUUAAAUGAGAGUCCAACAACAACACGCACCACAACAGUCCCAACUCCCCCAGCAGAACCCAUGGUCAUAUCAGACUGCUACAUCAGCAGUUACCUGACCAUCAUAACCCUUGCCCUGAUCGGGGCCGUGGUCAUCGUGGUGGGCGUUUGGCUCAAGAAGAAAAAGUACGACUCGGAGCUGAAGCUGAACAGUCUCGCCAGAACCGCCCUGAACCAAGUUCAAUCUACAUACCUUUGAAUUUGAUGCUAUGAGUCAGCCGGACACUUCAACAGUCAACAGAUUAGCUUGCGAGAAACUCUCGAGAUAAGAAAUGCCUUUUUUAUUGUUGUUUAUAAAUACUAAGCAUUGAUCUGAAAAGGAGGCGCCCGUUGGCUUGUUGACAUUGAAACCACGUGAUAUCAAUAAUCAAUGGUUUUGAUUGACAGGAAAUAUGAUAAACGAUAUGCAUUCUUCGUUGGCAGUGUUGUUUUUUUCAGUGAUUGCAUAAAUUAAAUAUUAUGAUUUAGAGAUAUGAGUAUUCGGCCAGUACUUGGUUUGAUCAAAGUUAGAGAUGCGAAAAAAGCUUAUCUUGCGAAUCCUAGAAUUUAAUUGAUUUCAGUAAGCGAAGAUCAUGAACACCAACUCCCAAGCUCGAGAAAAAGGAGCGCUUCAAUAAAAAUUCCCUAGCAGUUGAACUACACCCAGAACUGGGCAUCGGCACACGAGAGGAUAAAGAGCACGAUUCGGUAGUAAAAUGGUACUGUGUGCGGACGGAAAGGAUAAAUCCCGAAAUUACCGAGAGUACUUUACUCAUGGUUCAUUUUCCAAAAAAGUUCAUCUUUAAAAAAACAAGUACCGGUACCGAGACUCGAACCCAAGACCUUCGGCAUAUUGAACCGUGCCUUUGCCGUAUGGGCCACCAUGGCUCGGUGACUAAGUGGUGGUCGUUUGUCCAUAUAAGCCACUCAUAAGAUGAACUAUUCCAAUAAACGAAUGAACACGCGAGAGGACUAUACUCUCGCAAUAUAGCACUUUCCUCACGUUUCUUUUCGUGAGGACUACCCCCUCGUUCUUUAACUUUGGGUGUAUGGCUUAUCUCUGCUUAUAAAAACUAUAUAGCUUUAUUUUUAAUUAAAAUGUAAAAAAAAUACUAGUUGUAAAUAUAAAUUCUUAAUAAAAAUCUGA